This is a messenger RNA of Sapajus apella (tufted capuchin), 2430 nucleotides long. It is a transcript of the gene KLHL6, whose product is annotated as kelch like family member 6. The coding region runs from base 117 to 1982 and encodes 621 amino acids. Lineage: Eukaryota; Metazoa; Chordata; Mammalia; Primates; Cebidae. Gene Ontology annotation, molecular function: protein binding. Gene Ontology annotation, biological process: B cell receptor signaling pathway; germinal center formation. The record is from RefSeq and is a predicted model, not a curated record. The transcript is spliced from 7 exons.
GAGACUUCCUGUUAUGCGUGUGUGACAGCUGCUGCUAAGUGGGGGGCCCUGCACAGGAAAUCCGCUCAGCUUCUGCAAUGGGGCCUGCCUGACACUUGGGCGCUCCUUCAGAAUCCAUGUUGACGGCAGGACAAAGGGGCGCCUGGACCAUGGGUGACGUGGUAGAGAAGAGUUUGGAAGGGCCCCUGGCGCCUUCUGCAGAUGAGCCCUCCCGGAAGAGGGGAGACUUGGUGGAGAUCUUAAAUGGGGAAAAGGUAAAAUUUGAUGACGCGGGACUCUCCUUAAUUCUUCAGAAUGGCCUGGAGACUCUGCGAAUGGAAAACGCGCUGACAGACGUCAUCCUCUGUGUGGACAUUCAGGAAUUCUCCUGCCACCGCGUGGUGCUUGCCGCGGCCAGCAACUAUUUCAGGGCCAUGUUCUGCAAUGAUUUAAAGGAAAAGUAUGAGAAGAGGAUCAUUAUUAAGGGGGUUGAUGCUGAGACCAUGCACACUCUCCUGGACUACACGUACACCAGCAAGGCGCUGAUCACCAAGCAGAAUGUCCAGCGGGUCCUGGAGGCUGCUAACCUCUUCCAGUUCCUGCGGAUGGUGGAUGCCUGUGCCAGCUUCCUCACUGAAGCCUUGAACCCAGAAAACUGUGUUGGAAUACUGAGGCUGGCUGAUACACACUCGUUGGACACUCUAAAGCAGCAGGUUCAGAGUUACAUCGUUCAAAACUUUGUGCAGAUUCUGAACUCUGAGGAGUUCCUUGACCUACCCGUGGACACUCUGCACCACAUCUUGAAAAGUGACGACCUUUACGUGACUGAGGAGGCUCAGGUGUUUGAGACCGUGAUGAGCUGGGUCCGGCACAAGCCAUCAGAACGACUCUGCUUACUCCCCUACGUCCUUGAGAACGUGCGCUUACCGCUUCUGGACCCCUGGUACUUUGUGGAGAUGGUAGAAGCAGAUCCUCUCAUCAGGCAGUGUCCAGAGGUCUUCCCGCUGCUCCAGGAAGCCAGGAUGUACCACCUUUCUGGCAAUGAGAUCAUAUCGGAGCGCACCAAGCCCAGGAUGCACGAGUUCCAGUCCGAGGUGUUCAUGAUCAUUGGCGGCUGCACGAAGGAUGAACGGUUUGUGGCAGAGGUGACCUGCCUGGACCCCCUGAGGCGCAGCCGCCUGGAGGUGGCCAAGCUCCCGCUAACGGAGCACGAGCUGGAGAGUGAGAAUAAGAAGUGGGUGGAGUUUGCAUGCGUGACAUUGAAAAAUGAGGUCUAUAUCUCAGGUGGCAAAGAAACACAGCAUGAUGUUUGGAAAUAUAAUUCUUCAAUCAACAAAUGGAUUCAGAUUGAGUAUUUAAACAUAGGCCGCUGGAGGCAUAAGAUGGUGGUGCUGGGCGGUAAGGUCUAUGUGAUCGGAGGCUUCGACGGCUUACAGAGAAUCAACAAUGUGGAGACCUACGACCCCUUUCACAACUGCUGGUCGGAGGCCGCGCCCCUCCUUGUCCACGUCAGCUCCUUUGCAGCCACCAGCCAUAAGAAGAAGCUCUACGUGAUUGGGGGAGGGCCCAACGGGAAACUGGCCACAGACAAGACGCAGUGUUAUGACCCAUCAACCAACAAGUGGAAUCUGAAGGCGGCCAUGCCGGUGGAGGCGAAAUGCAUCAAUGCAGUGAGUUUCCGGGACCGCAUCUACGUUGUUGGUGGAGCCAUGAGAGCGCUGUAUGCCUACAGCCCCCUGGAAGACAGCUGGUGCCUGGUGACCCAGCUCAGCCACGAGCGGGCCAGCUGCGGCAUCGCGCCCUGUAACAACCGGCUCUACAUCACCGGCGGGAGGGACGAGAAGAACGAGGUCAUCGCCACCGUGCUGUGCUGGGACCCUGAGACCCAGAGGCUGACGGAGGAGUGCGUCCUGCCCCGGGGUGUGUCGCACCACGGCAGCGUCACCAUCAGGAAGUCGUACACCCACAUCCGCAGGAUCGUGCCUGGAGCGGUGUCUGUCUGAGCGCAGGAUGGGGAGCUGGGGAGCCGGUUGGACCCUCAGCGCGCCCGCCUCACCGCUUACCCUCCUCCAGCCCCACUGCAGGCAGCAGCCUCGAGCUGGAGACCGUACAUCGGGGGCUCACUUUGGGGGAAUCUUGGAAGUUCCAGUCUGGGGACACUUAAGACCAGCCAGAAAUGUUUGCAUGACCUACCUCAGAAGGGGAGGUGAGGAAGGAUGACAGCGUCUCAGGACCCACCUACCCUAUGCCAGCUCUGUGCCAGGCACUUCCUUCUAUCAGUUCAUUCAACCUGGCGACUGGCUUUUAUCACUUCUGGUUCCCUCGGUGAGGGCACCGAGUUCACAGAGGCUAAGUGGUGUCCUCUGGUCACUCAGCAAGUACCUACCCGAGUCUAAAACCCAGGUCUUUCAGCUUCAGAGUCAAUGCCCUUUUCACCAUGCUGCCUAUCUC